CGCCUCUGUCAGAGUGGAAAUUUCCCCUCUAGUUUGUUUCAUGACAGCAGCACUGGAGAUGAGCGCUGAUAAAUCUCGCCGAGGCUAACUUCUCCCGAUUUUCUUAGGCUAAGAAACGAAAUAGAAAUGUGCCCAAAAAAGACGUGGAAUGCGUGAAUAAUGAUGAGCAAAGAGCCCACGUUACUUUUUCCAAAAGGAAUCGUGAUUCUUACAUAUACUGAGUAACGAGCCCGACGCUGACGAGCGGUUGUGCGUCUUGGAGAGGGCAGGGACGCCGGAGACGCGCAACGGCAGCAGCAGCGCAGUCUAUUUGGAGCCACCGGUUGAGAUCAUUCAACACUCCGAGAGCACCGACUGUCUGAACGGAUUGUGGGAUACAAAUCGACGACCACCACCUCUCCGAGAUCUUCCUAAACAAACGAUGGAAAUCCUCCUCGGCCCCAGGAAAAGCCACGAAAACGUCGGAUGAAUGAAAUCGAAGAUGCUGCGCACUACGGCCAAAAUCGUGGAGCUUUUUUGAACAGGACUGUGGGUGUGUGCGCGUCGGGCUCGCCGUUACCUCCGGACUGCACUCGCCAACUUCCCCCGCUUUCCAUCAAGUCAUGUCUGAUACAGAGCAAUGGGCAAGUUUGACGACAACGAGAGGAUAAUCCUCAACGUCGGGGGCACCAGGCACGAAACCUACAAAACCACCCUGAAGACCCUGCCGGGGACGCGACUGGCGCUGCUCGCCUCCGACUCGGACAUCGACUCCGUGCUGGAUCAGCUGCAACAAGUCCCCGGCUUCAUCGAGUACAACGCGCGAACCAACGAGUACUUCUUCGACCGCCACCCGGGUGUGUUCGCCUACGUGCUCAACUACUACCGGACCGGGAAGCUCCACUGCCCGGCGGAUGUGUGCGGACCGCUGUUUGAAGAGGAGCUCUCCUUCUGGGGGAUCGAUGAGACGGACGUGGAGCCCUGCUGCUGGAUGACAUACCGGCAGCACCGGGACGCGGAGGAGGCUCUGGACGUGUUCGAGCUCAACGUGGACAACGGGGACGAGGACGACGAGAUAGGGAAGAGGCUCGGUAUUGAGGACGUGGCUGCCGACGGUAAUGUCAGUCUGUGGAGGAAGUGGCAGCCGGUGAUCUGGAAUCUAUUCGAGGAUCCCUACUCCUCCAGAGCGGCUAGGUUCAUUGCCUUUGCAUCUUUGUUCUUCAUCCUGGUCUCCAUCACCACCUUCUGCUUGGAGACUCAUGAAGCUUUCAACACCAUCAUCAACAAGACAGAGUUGUUGUGGAACAGCAAUGGGACGGAGUCGGGCCCUCAGUACGAGAUUGAAACUGACCCUGCGCUCACCUAUGUGGAGGGUGUUUGUGUCUUCUGGUUCACCAUUGAGUUCCUGGUGCGUGUGACCUUCUGCCCGGUCAAGUUGGAGUUUGUUAAGAGUGUGCUCAACAUCAUUGACUUUGUGGCUAUCCUGCCUUUCUACUUGGAGGUAGGGCUGAGUGGCCUUUCUUCAAAGGCUGCCAAGGAUGUGUUGGGUUUCCUCAGGGUGGUGCGCUUUGUUCGUAUCCUGCGUAUCUUCAAGCUAACACGUCAUUUUGUGGGGCUAAGGGUGUUGGGCCACACAUUACGGGCCAGCACCAAUGAAUUUCUGCUGCUCAUCAUCUUCUUGGCAUUGGGAGUGUUAAUUUUUGCGACCAUGAUUUACUAUGCUGAACGAAUCGGUGCCAAUCCUAGUGACCCUACUGCUAGCAAGCACACCAAGUUCAAGAACAUCCCCAUUGGCUUCUGGUGGGCUGUGGUAACCAUGACUACACUGGGCUAUGGCGACAUGUAUCCAGAGACCUGGUCAGGCAUGGUGGUGGGCGCAUUAUGUGCUUUAGCUGGUGUGCUGACGAUAGCCAUGCCUGUGCCAGUUAUCGUCAAUAACUUUGGGAUGUACUACUCCCUGGCCAUGGCGAAGCAGAAGCUACCCAAAAAGAGGAAGAAACACAUCCCUCAGGCAUUGCAGGGAGGGUCCCCCACCUACUGCAAAGCCGAUCUCAACACCACCUGCAACAGCACUCAAGGUGACCUGUGCCAUGUCAAAGGGAGCAGGGUACUAGAACGCAACCGCUCAGUUCUGUCCGCGGACUGCAGCGGGGGCAGUGACCUGACCAUGUCUCCAGAGGAGAGGGUCCCCAUGCGAAGGUCCAGCACCAGGGAACAGGACCGCCGGAGCGGGGGGACGUGCUUCCUGCUCGCUGCUAGUGACUACACCUGCCCUGCAGACGGAGGGAUACGAAAAACAGGCUAUGAGAAAUCCCGGAGCUUAAACAACAUAGCGGGCUUGACUGGCAUGGCUGGUAACGCCCUGAGGUUGUCUCCUGUGACCUCACCCUACGGAUCGCCCUGCCCACUGCGGCGCUCUCGCUCCCCUAUCCCCUCCAUCCUGUGAGACGUCCAACCUUAGGCCUGGUUAGCCUAAACCGGCCCACAUCCUUCCCCCAAACAAGCCACCUCCCUUUGGUAUUAUAUCUGAACUGUUCUAGAUAUUGUGGCUAGUGGAUAAGUACUUAACCUUGUAGCUAAGACUAAUGUUAGUGGCUUGGGCAACCUGAGCAACUCUUCACUUUCCCCUUUUCCUUGAAGGUACACGUGCUUAGCUAACAUCCUUAAGUAACUAGUCAGUUCUCCUGUGUCACUUGGAGUUCCCUUUAGAUAUUGUUGUACUUUGAGACUUGCAAUAAAAGAACUCUGACUGUUGGCUUCAGAAGUAGCAGCCAUAACAUUUAAUAAAGGACAUAUUAAUAAUCAGGGAUAUUAGAAGUUGCUAUAUUUAGAUACCAUGAAAAAGACGUGCUUCCAAAAAAAAAAAAAAGAGAGAGAGAUGUCACUUAAUUUUAACCUCAUACAACUGUGAUUUUGUCUUUGUUUUGCUACUUUGUUUCUGGGAUGGAGACUGGAGGGAUGGCUGUCAGGAUGUCUUUCAGGACUGUGUUUUGACUCACACAAGCACACGUACAGUCUCUCACUCUUCACCUGCUGCUGGGCCUGCUCAUAUUUUUUUGCAUGGAUCAUCCUGUAACCAUCAUCUGCGAGUAGUGUGGUGAGGGGAGAGGGGACGAGACAAACAGUGAGGAAAACUUAAGGCUAUAGAUAGAUAGAUAGAUAGGGAGUAUUCUUUAAAGUGAUAUUGUUAUGAUGGGGUUUGGGGGGGGCUACACUCAACUUGUAUUGUGUCUCAUUUUGCCAUUGGCUUCACCAACAAUCCACCAAGGAGACGAAAAACGCAGAAUGCCAGCUGGGUGUUCGUUUCUCUCUGCAUGUGGGUUUUCGCUUGUCUACUGCUAUUUCUCAUUAACUUUCUCCCCCUCUCCUCUAUGUUUUUUUUUCUUUGAUGGAGUGCCACCAAAGCUGUUGUUUCUCUGGUUGUUUACUCACAGAUAACUGCAAAGAGGUUGUCUUUACUGGUUUCACACAAGCAGAGAGCAGCGUUCUAUCUUAAUGGCUUUGGGGGAAGGCGCCACCAUGGCGGAAAGGUAACCUUCUGAAUGGGUGCGGGGGUCAGAUUUCAGUGCAGAACCCUCUCACCCUCGUGUUAAUGAAUUAUGAUUUAUGUUUUCGGUGUGUGUGUGUGUGUGUGUGUGUACUAAAAACUGGGGUUGUUCAAUAAUCCUAAAAGAUAUCUGUAUGUAGUUGCAGAAGCAAGCGCAGAUUUCAAUAAACAUGCACUCCUGCUGGCACCAUUAAAGGUGCUGCUCGUAGCAUUGUAAUCAGUGGAUCUCUACCACAUUAAUAAUAAGACAUAAAUAUAAUUACUUUAAACAAAGUAUUCCAUCUAAAAGGAGAAAACUGUAUCUUACAUCGUGCCACCAGAUUCACGUGGAAAUGUGCAUGAUUUACGCCCCAAAAGCACAUUUAUUAUCUGUUAUGCAAGUGAUAUAACUUUUUCUGCACAGUUUCACUUCAUAUCAGCUCAUCUCCAAGGGCUAUUAGCUGCUCUCAAAUCCCCAAACCAAACAGCCUGACCCGAAUUCCCUUAGAACAGAGUCUGUAAAUCUCACAUUAAACUGAAGCAGCCUUUUUGUUUUGCUGAAAGGCUGUGUCAUUUAUUAUUGAUGAGACUUUUUUUUCAUGACAGGUAUAAGUUGCCUCUGCACACCAACAGGUGUGGAAAAGCAGACAUAACCAUGCAGCGAUGUGCCUCACCCAUCCCUACAGUAUGUCUAUACCAGUAGCAGAGGGUUGCUUAGCAACUGGCUCACAGCUAGAUGCAUCUUACACAUAGCUCGGCAAAAAGUCAAACAAUUAAAAAGAAGAGCUCUCGCAAACAUUUCUCUUUGUCUGUAGACCAAAUUAUUGAAUAACCCCCACUUAAACCACUGCAAUAUACAAUAGAGCUUUUAUAAAUCUGGAUAUAUGCUCAAAGAGCACCAUAGAUUUGUACUAUGUUCUCAUUUUUGUGCAUAUAUUUAAAAUAGCCAGUGUGUGCAUGGCAAGAUCUUCUGAAAUGAUGCUCAACAGAAACUGAUGAUGCAUUUCUGAUAUUUAGAGAUGUGUUUAUAUUUUAUUUAGACAAUUCAUUUCCUAUUUGAAUGACGGUGGGAUAAGACUGUCAUCAGUAUGAGGACCUAUUGCAGUGGGAGGACCCCAUUUGGAGCCAUAAGGCCACUGCUACAGGACAAUAUGGACGAGGAUGCACGUAAAAACCGUUGACUGACAGCCGCCUGGCUUCUGGCUCAGCAAGCAGGAAAGCAGCUUAAUCCUAUGAGGACUCUGAUAAGCAUUUACCUUUUCCUGAUUUGGGUAUUUUGUUUUCCUGUUUUGGAACUCUGGAGAAAAAAAAAAAAAGGAAAGCAAAGCAAACUGGACACGUCCUCAAAAAAGACUAUCUACUGUAUAGAUAUUGCUCCUGUAAAUAAAACAAUAACACAGCACAUCUGGGCCAAGCGGCUCUGCCCACACAUCUGUCUUUUGAUGGCAAGUCAGGUAACAAGGUGGUUGGUUGCUAAGUUGCGCCGUGACACUCAACGUCAGUCACUUUUCUUGCUGUGGUAUCCCUCCUCGCAAUAAGUGUAUUAAGAUGUAUCAGUUGAGGCACUUUGUGUUCUAAAAAUGGAGUGUAUUCAUAUAUGAGAUUCUACAUACAGUAUAUACAGUAUAGAGAGACAAACGUGCUAAGUAGAAUAAAUGUGACAUUAUGGUCAUCUUUGCUUUCGUUUCCCUUGGUAAUUUUCAGUAGGUUAAUUGCUCUGCUGUGUGUUAAUGUGUGUGUAUCCUAAAACUCCAGGGUAAGAUCUGCAGUUUAAAAGGCCAGGUCAGCGGAGACCAAUGAGUGGACUUGAUGCUGUCACUCUUCCAGUUCAUUUUUAGCACAAACCUGAAGGAGACAGAGUCCCCACCCCCCCACACCCGCCCGUGAUGCAGUUGCCUUUGUAGAAGUCCCCCCCCCCCCCCCCCGCCGUGCAUUUAACAUGCAACUACCCUGCGUCAGUGCUGCAGAUGUUUGUCUUUUCACAAACCAAAUUGUUCUUACCAAACUAUUCCUCAUAACUCCUGGUGGCUAAAAAAAAAAAAAAAAAAAAAAAAAAAAACUGCAUAACUUGAUUCUUCCAAACUUUUCCCCUUGUGGGGGUGGAGCAAAAGUGUAGCAGAAGUUUACCAAGUUAAAAGUGGGACUUCUAGAAUGGCUACAUCUGCACAGUAGCAAUCCCAUGAACCCAAACAAUCAGAUCGGAUUUGCAAUAAGCACCCAAAAACAAAAAGCGCCGAUCCACACUGUGAUUUGCAGCAGCUGUUAAAACAAGAAAGCAGAAGGAAAAUAGAGUGAAAAUGCAGCUCUGAAAGCUGAUAGAAAGGACUGGCAGGUGGCACAACUUAUGUGUCAUGUUGGUUGCGACCUGCAAAGUUGUUGGCUAGCUGUUCAAGUGUCACCCUGUACCCACAAUCCUCCUCGUGUAGUACACACGCUGCUUUACUCUUUGAAUUGACAAAGGGGUACCGUUCUUUGUGUAUUCUUAGGAUGACGUUGUAACUUGAAAAAAAGGUGUUUAUUUUUUUUAAUCCAGAACAUGUAUUUUUGUGUCUUACUGUUGAGUACAUUGCUCUUACCUGUAAAAGUCAUGGUAGUCUGAUGCUGUGCUUCUCCAUCGUGUCCUCAAACUGUCAGGCUUUUGAUCCGAGUUCAUGUUUUGUAUGUUUUAUUGUGAGGAAAAUUCUAGUUUGAAGUCUGUAUUUGUGGAGCCUUUUGUUGGCAUUCUAAAGUGCAUGCUGAAAAAAAAAACAUGUCAAAUUGUAAAAAAAAACACCCCAAAAAAACAAAACAAAAAGAAAAGUAAAAAAAGACAUACUGUAUAUCACAGUCAAAACAAUGUGUAUAGAGUAAAGGUAAAUGCUAUGUGAGAGAUUCACAUAAACUAUUUAUCUUUUAA
Lates calcarifer (barramundi perch) is the source of this 6401-nucleotide messenger RNA. It is a transcript of the gene kcnc2, whose product is annotated as potassium voltage-gated channel, Shaw-related subfamily, member 2. The transcript has 4 exons. Gene Ontology annotation, biological process: potassium ion transmembrane transport; protein homooligomerization. Bases 620 to 2425 code for a protein of 601 amino acids. Gene Ontology annotation, cellular component: neuronal cell body membrane; voltage-gated potassium channel complex; dendrite membrane. The record is from RefSeq and is a predicted model, not a curated record. Gene Ontology annotation, molecular function: delayed rectifier potassium channel activity; protein binding. Lineage: Eukaryota; Metazoa; Chordata; Actinopteri; Centropomidae.